Anneissia japonica is the source of this 8169-nucleotide messenger RNA. Its product is annotated as fatty acid synthase-like. Gene Ontology annotation, molecular function: oxidoreductase activity; phosphopantetheine binding; fatty acid synthase activity. The record is from RefSeq and is a predicted model, not a curated record. Lineage: Eukaryota; Metazoa; Echinodermata; Crinoidea; Comatulida; Comatulidae. The coding region runs from base 173 to 7087 and encodes 2304 amino acids. Gene Ontology annotation, biological process: fatty acid biosynthetic process. The transcript has 24 exons.
UAUUAUCAGUGUGUGCAAACAGAAACCUCUCCUUAUGCAAUAUAAAAGCAAGGGGAGUUGAGGAAAGAGGUAAUUUCGAAGACGAAAGCAAGCAAACGCAAGUUGAAUUUUUUUGCAACCGAGUCCGGUUCUUCCACCUUGGGUGUGCUUUUUGUUUAGAGCAACAAGCAGAAUGGAGUCGUCACCGGACGAUAUUGUUAUUGGAGGUAUUUCAGGGCGGCUCCCUGAAGCUAAUAAUCUGGAUGAAUUCUGGCAACACUUGAUAAAUGGAGAGGACAUGGUUACAGAAGAUGACCGUAGGUGGUUGCCAGGUCUUUAUGGUCUUCCUAAGAGGAAUGGAAAGGUGAAGAACCUAUCACAUUUUGAUGCUGUAUUUUUUGGUGUGCAUGCGAAGCAAGCCCACACGAUGGAUCCACAGCUCCGGCUGAUGCUGGAGAUCACUUACGAAGCAAUUAUUGAUGCAGGCAUUGAUCCUGCUACUCUCCGUGGUAGUAACACUGGUGUAUUUGUUGGUAGUAGCGGAUCUGAAGCUAGUGAAGGGUUUGGAGCUGACCCUGAAACCCUUCAAGGCUAUGCUAUGACAGGCUGCAAUCGAGCCAUGUUAGCCAACAGAGUCUCAUUUUUCUUUGACUUCAAGGGUCCAAGCUAUGCUUUAGAUACAGCUUGUUCAUCAGGAUUGCUUUGCUUGGAGAAUGCUGUCCAGGCGAUCAGGAAUGGCCAGUGUGACGCUGCCAUCGUUGGCGGUCUUAACGUCCUCCUGAAGCCACAGAACGCGCUGCAGUUCUUAAGACUUGGCAUGCUCUCCCCUCACGGAGCUUGUAAAUCAUUUGAUGUUGAAGGCAAUGGCUACUGUCGAUCAGAAGGAUUUGUUGCCGUCAUGCUCACAAAACAGUCUGUUGCUAAGAGAAGUUAUGCAACAGUUGUUCAUUCUGGAACAAAUACAGAUGGCUUCAAAGAUCAAGGAAUAACCUUCCCAUCAGGCCUCAUGCAGAAACAGCUCCUUGAGAAGAUCUACACAGAAGCUAAGGUUGAUCCAAAAGAUGUGACAUACGUCGAAGCUCAUGGUACGGGAACAAAGGUUGGUGACCCGCAGGAAGUUAACACAAUAGCUGAAGUGUUCUGCAGCGGUCGUGCUGAAGGCGAUUCGUUACUGAUUGGAUCCGUCAAGUCCAAUAUGGGUCACUCUGAAGCAUCCUCAGGACUAGCUGCAUUGGCAAAGGUCGUCUUAAGCUUUGAAAAUAAUCUGAUUCCACCAAAUUUGCACUUUAGGAAUCCAAACCCAGAUAUUCCCGGCCUUCUUGAUGGCAGGCUGAAAGUUGUCACUGAACCAACAGCAUUUACAGGCGGUUACGUUGGUCUUAAUUCUUUCGGGUUUGGUGGUGCAAAUGUCCAUGUGAUAUUAAAACCAAACGUGAGGAAGAACGUAUCAAAUGUAUUGACUGUCCCACGACUUGUCACAUGUGCCGGCCGAACGGAGCAAUCAAUUCUAGCGCAGACUGACGCCAUUCAAUCUCACAAGAAUAACUCUGAAUUUCUUAAUCUGAUCACUGAAGUGUCUAAGCAGUCUCCAGCAGGUUUACCAGUCCGUGGAUAUGCAGUGGUGCAAGACUCUGAUCUGUAUGUUGACACCAAGUCUGAUGUGAGCACAAACCAACAACAGUUAUGGUAUGUGUUCUCUGGUAUGGGAUCCCAGUGGGCAGGAAUGGGCCGUGACCUCAUGUCAGUUGACAUCUUCAGAUCAUCUAUACAACAAUGUCAUAAUUGGCUGUCAAAAGUUGAUCCAUCUAUUGACCUGUGUGACCUCAUCAACGCAGGAGACUCGGAGAAGCUUAAAGACACUGUUGUGUCCUUUGUGGGAAUAGCGGCAAUUCAGAUUGCUCUGGUUGAUUGCUUAAAUGCCAUUGGCCUCACUCCUGAUGGGAUUGUUGGCCAUUCUGUUGGAGAACUAGGCUGCGGUUAUGCAGAUGGUAGUCUGAAAGCUGAAGAGGCUAUCAAGGCUGCUUACUGGAGAGGGCGUUGUGUCAAAGAUGCUAAACUUCCUCCUGGAUCAAUGGCUGCUGUUGGCCUGACUUGGCAGGAGGCUAAAGAGCGGUGUCCAAAGGGGGUGGUCCCUGCAUGUCACAACUCAGAAGACACUGUUACAAUAUCUGGUGAGAGAGAUGCAGUGAAAAAAUUUGUUGAAGAGCUUCAAGCAGAGAAAGUAUUUGCAAGAGAAGUACAAAGCUCAGGCGUUGCAUUCCAUUCACACUUUAUGAAAGAUAUUGCACCAGCUUUGAAGAAAGCACUCGAUAAGGUGAUAACCUCUCCGCAACGAAGGUCAUCCCGUUGGAUAAGUUCAUCUAUUCCAGAAUCUAACUGGGACAGUGCCCUCGCCCAGUAUUCAUCUGCUGAUUAUCAUGUCAACAACCUCUUGAGUCCUGUCCUCUUCCAAGAAGCUCUAGCACAGGUUCCCUCUGAUGCAGUCGUUGUUGAAAUUGCACCUCACUGCCUCUUACAAGCCAUUCUUAAGCGUUCACUGCACCGUGACUGCAAAAUCAUUGGUUUGACCAGUCGUAAGGAAACGGACAAUUUGACCUUUUUCUUAAAAGGCAUUGGUAAAAUUCAUUUGAGUGGCAUCCCUGUAGAUGCCAACCAGCUCUAUGAACCAGUUACAUAUCCAGUUUCAAGAGGAACACCAGCAUUAGCACCUUUGGUCCAUUGGGAUCAUUCACAAGAAUGGGAUGUCCCGAGUGUUGAGACGUUUGGAAGUGGUGGAGGAACAUCUGCUACUGUUUCCAAGUUCAAUAUAGAUAUUUCCCCAGAAUCUCCAGAUCAUUACUUAACUGGUCAUUGUAUUGAUGGGCGUGUCUUAUUUCCUGCUACUGGUUACCUUUGUCUUGCAUGGCGUGCACUAGCUCGUUACAAUAACACGCUUCCAGAACAGACACCAAUAGUAUUUGAGGACGUUCACAUUCAUAGGGCCACAAUUUUAACAAAGAAAGGUUCAGUGAUGCUGGAGGUACGUCUAGCCCCAGCAUCAAACACAUUUGAGGUCGCUGAGGGUGAUCAGUUAACUGUAUCUGGCAAGAUUUACAUCCCAGAAGUCGAGCAAUCAACAGUGGAUGGUUGUGCCAAUGAUGCAGAGAACAUGAGGUUGUUAAAGACCAAGGAUGUGUAUAAAGAGCUCAGGUUGCGAGGCUAUGACUAUGGCCCUACAUUCCAAGGCAUUGCAUCGGCUAACAAUGAUGGUUCCACUGGUAAUUUGCGAUGGACUGGUAACUGGGUGUCGUUUUUAGAUACCAUGCUACAGAUGUCUGUGUUAGGUCUACCAGGACGUAGUUUACGCCUACCAACACGCAUCCAGUCUAUUUCUAUUAAUCCCACAGUGCAAGCUGAAGUUGUUGAAAAUGAAACAGAGUUGGCUGUAUAUUUGGACAAAAAGACUGGUGUAUGUAAAUCUGGUGGUGUUGAAAUGCGUGGCCUCCAUGCAACAGUGACCUCGCGUCGUCAACAGCAACAAGCACCACCCACUCUUGAAGAUGUAACUUUUGUUCCAUAUUAUGAAUCUAAAUUGAUGAAGAAUAAUGAAAGCGUCUUAGACUACCAGUCAUUCUGUCAUAAAUAUGUUGGGUAUGUUCUCCAGACAUUGUCAGACAAAUUCCAGACAUCAAGUGAUGGAUUCCCUUACAAGAGCAUGAUGAACAGAGUGGUGGAAGACAAAGUAAGUUCUUUCUCGCAAGAGGAUGUCAAACUCUAUAUAGAUGCCCCUGAAUGUGGCUUUGUCCGCAUUGUCACAGACAUCCUUGAACUGCCAGUAUCUGGUGACUUUGAAAAACAGGUUUACAGAGUCAUUGAUAAACAUGCAGAGAUCUUAAGUCAAGACAAGAUGCUGAAGGGACUUCUGAAGGGAAAACAUCUAAAGAACUGUCUUGAUGUUGUCCUUGAAAAUUGCAAUGUCAGAAACCUAAAAGUUGUAGAAGUUGGUGCUCGCAAAGGAAGGUUGUUUUCCAGAGUUGUUCCCCUACUUAGCUCACAUCCAGCAGUUGAAGUGGACAUCACAGUUACUGAUCCAGAAUUAAAGAACUUUGAACUUCUCCACUCAGCUUUGGAAUCUGUGGAAGCAAGCGAAGUGGAAUGGAACACAUUGGAUCAAGCACCAACCAGUCUUAAUAAGACGCAUCUUGUUGUCGUUGACGGACUGGCCAGAACAGCACCAGAUAUCCCCACAGCCUUAGCAAACAUCAGAGAAAUUAUUCAUGAUGAUGGUUUCCUUCUCCUCCAUGAGGUCACUGUCAACUUUCACGCUGGAUUCAGCUUUGAUGGUUUCAUCGAUGGAUUAAUUCCGAAGGACAAGAUUCCAAGGGAGCUUGGGAUCUAUCUGAAUGGUGCCCAAUGGAUGACAGUGAUCAAAGAGGCAGGAUUUGAGGUUGUCAGUCGUAAAAGUGAUGGCAUGCUCUGUACGAUGUAUUUGUGCAGAAAAAUCACACACAGUACUCCUAAGACUCUGCAGAUGGUUAAAAUUGCUGAUUCCAACUUUGAAUGGGUGGAGGAAUUAAAGAGAAAAAUCAGUGAAGGGGAAGAAAACAACAGUACUGAAAGAGUAUGGCUUGUAGCUGAGCAGGUGUCCAAUGCAGGUGUUGUUGGGAUGGUCAACUGUCUAAGACAAGAACCGGGUGGCCAACGAGUAAGAUGCAUUUUUAAUGGUGACCUUGAUGGCAGUGACAACUUUGACCUUUCUCCAUCAAAUAAGAUGAUGUCAGAUGUCUUAAAACGUGAUCUUGUGAUGAAUGUUUACAGAAAUGGCCAAAUUGGUUCCUUUAGGCACAAUGCACUAAGCAAAGCAAGUGUAAGGGUUCUUGCAAGGCAUGGACGAUUCUUAGAGAUUGGAAAAUAUGACCUGUCUAACAACACCCCACUAGGUAUGGCAGUGUUCCUUCGCAAUGUAGCGUUCCAUGGAAUCCUUCUGGAUGCCCUCUUUGAAGACGGUAAUGAUGAAUGGCAAAUGGUUGCGGAUCUUGUUACAGCAGGAAUCAAGUCUGGAGCAGUGACACCACUAAGGACAACAGUCUUUGAAAAGAGUGAUGUAGAGGGCGCUUUCCGUUAUAUGGCGCAAGGAAAACACAUUGGAAAGGUCCUGGUUAAGGUACGUGAUUCUGUGGAGCCGUCGUUUUCUAUGAAUGCCUUAUCUUACACCUACUGCCAUCCUAACAAAGUCUACAUCAUCACAGGUGGCCUAGGUGGCUUUGGAUUGGAACUCUCGCAUUGGUUAAUACACAAAGGUGCAAGGAACCUUGUGUUGACCUCUCGCUCUGGAAUCAAAACCGGUUAUCAAGCCUUAUGCGUGAAAGGCUGGCGUGAGAAGGGCGUUAAUGUUGUUGUAUCGAAUCGUGAUGUAUCCAAACAGGAAGAAGCUGAACUAUUGAUUAAAGAGAGCAGUCAAAUUGGACCAAUCGCUGGUGUUUUCCAUCUAGCAAUGGUGUUGAGAGAUGGAAUGUUUGAGAACCAGACUCCUGCAGACUUUGAGGCUGUCUGCGCUCCUAAAGUAACUGGCACCGCCAAUUUAGAUACAGCAACUCGUGCUCUGUGUAGUGAAGAACUAGACUGGUUUGUGGUAUUCUCUUCUGUAAGCUGUGGGCGUGGUAAUGCUGGUCAGGCUAACUACGGAUAUGCUAACUCAACUAUGGAGAGGAUCUGUGAAACGAGGCGGCACAAUGGCCUGCAUGGCUUAGCUAUCCAGUGGGGAGCUAUUGGAGAUGUCGGUGUAGUACUAGAGCAGAUGGGUGACAAUGAGACAGUCAUUGGUGGAACUCACCCUCAACGUAUCUUAUCCUGUCUGGAUACCCUUGACUACUUCCUGACCACAAACCACGCAGUAGUCUCAAGCUUUGUACGUGCAGAGACUAAAUCACACUCAAAAUUGGACAAAUCCAGCUCGUUGGAUCUUGUAGCUGUUGUCGCGAAUAUUCUUGGCGUCCGUGAGCCUUCAUCCGUCAAGCCAGACACGACACUCGCUGAUCUUGGCUUGGAUUCGUUGAUGGGUGUCGAAGUGAAACAGACGCUGGAGAGAGAUUUUGAAUUGGUGAUUGCAAUGAAAGACGUACGAUUGCUAACGUUUAAUAAACUCAAAGAACUAUCAACUAACAGUAGUGAUAUGUCACCUUCAGUACCAUCUCCUGCAGGUCGAAGUUCACCAACAUUGCCAAUACUGCCAGAUGGAAUUGGUAUUGCGUUAGUGCCACAUAGUGACCAGAGGACGUUAGUUAAAUUAAAUUCCGUUGAAAACGACCAAAACCCAGUUUUCCUGAUCCAUCCAAUGGAAGGUUCUGUGAAUAUUUUUAAAGAUUUAGCCUUGUGUUUCUCCUCUCCUUGUUACGGUCUGCAGUGCUCUGCAAAUGUCCCAGUGGAAUCCAUACAGAACAUGGCUGCAGAUUAUAUACAGAACAUUCAAAAUUUACAGCCAGUGGGACCCUGGACUGUCAUUGGCUACUCCUAUGGCUGUUGCAUAGCAACUGAAAUUAGCCUCCAGCUACAGGCACAGAAUACUUACUUGACUAAUAACAGUUUAGUGUUACUUGAUGGUUCACCAGAAUUUGUCAAAGUUCACUUCGGAAAGUUUGCGCAAAAAUUGUCGCUGGAGAAGAAUGAAGAUGGCGUUGAUGUUGGGCUUGAGUGUGGCACUGAGAUUGCUUGUAUAUGUAGUAUUGUUGAGAAAUUUAUUGAAGCUGAUUUUACUCAGCUGAUUAGUGAAUUGAUUGCUUGUGCUGACUUAGAUGCUAAAGUUAAUUAUGCAGUCAAUUUGAUCCUACAACAACAUCCAAGUCUCAAAUCGGAUGACCUACAGUUUGCCAUGGAAUCUUACAUCAAGCGAAUGAAAGCAUCACAGAUCUAUGAACCAAGAGAGCGUUUCCACGGCUCAAUUCACCUCCUCAGACCAUCCGAUGGAUUUAGCGGCAAAGACACUGACGACAACCUGACCACGGAUUAUGACUUAAGCAAAGUUUGUUCUGGUGACGUCAAGGUUUCCUAUCAUUCUGGUGACCAUGAAUCAUUUAUCCAGGGGGAGGAAGCACAACACAUAGCAAAGCAUAUAAAUAAAGUAAUCUUCUAAAAAGGCAAUAGUAGCUCCUUAAAAUUAAGUCACUUACCCCUCUACAGUACUACCAUUGAGUAUUAAAAAUACUUGCAAGUGUAGCAUAUACAUAAUGCAUUUGUUAGCCUAGCAUCUUCCUCUACAACAUUGACUCUUUGGCCAUUAUUCAUGAAUAAUGCUGAAACUAUUGACCAAAAUUGAAUAUAUUAAAAAUGUCCUGACCUAAGGUAAACAAAAAGAAGGUGAUGGAUGCAUUUUCUACUACUGUAUAUAUUUGCUAGAUAUUGGAAAACAAACUAAAGAAUCUGCAGCUGAUGUAGAUAUACUUAGACAAGAGAGGGCACUAUUGCAUGACUGAAAAUUGGUUUAAAAACUUUGGUUUCAGAUGACGUUGAUGCAUCUCAGAAGAAUCUCUUGGUAGAAACACUUAAAUAUUAUUAUACAUUUAUUUGUCUCUUCCUAUGAUUUGUUUUUAAUUAAAAAAAAAAAAACAAAGAUGGAAAUUGUGGAUAUAAAUACAUGAUUGUAAACAUUUUAUUUUUUCCCCAAAUCAUUUAAUGUAUUUUCAUUUAUGUGUAUACAUUUAUAAAAGCUAUUUUGAACUUGAUUAUGAUUAGUGGAUUUUGUGAACAUGAUCGUAAACCUUGGAGGAUCAAUUUCAAACUAUGAAGUCAUGUUUAAGUUAUAGUAUAUAAUUACAGUAUUCAAAUUUGUUUGUGCAAUACAUAAUACAAUAUUAAUUUAAUAUACAAAAUAAUUUAAUAAUAAUCACAAUAAAACACUAGCACAAAAUAAUAAAAAGUACUCUAUUUACAGAUCACUGUUAUGCUUAUUUCUUAUACUUUUUUACUUUAGUUUAUUUGUAAUAUACAGUAGCAUAUUGUUGUAUUGUUUUUGUUAUCCAAUAAGAAAUACACUUGGCAAUUACAGAUUUUUGUUAAAUUUUCUAAUAAUGGAGCUUUCCACUAAGCCCCAACCGUUGGAUAUUGUGUCCAAGGUCCCACAAAACGACAGUGUAAGUUACCUUGAAUGAUUUGUGUUGCUAAUUUGCAUCACGAUGACAUCUUGCAUUCAAAUAAAAGAAUAAGUCUGUGCAUCAA